This is a messenger RNA of Fusarium musae, 729 nucleotides long. RefSeq lists its product as uncharacterized. NCBI's taxonomy places the organism in Eukaryota, Fungi, Ascomycota, Sordariomycetes, Hypocreales, Nectriaceae. The transcript is spliced from 3 exons. The record is from RefSeq and is a predicted model, not a curated record. Bases 1 to 729 code for a protein of 242 amino acids.
AUGAAGUUCAGUUCCAUCAUCGCCGCUGGCGUCCUCUCUGUUUCUGCUCUUGCUAAGAGCAGCUACAAGUAUGAGCGUCUCGACAAGAACGAUGCCGUUCUCCUCGUGGUCGAUAUCCAGGAAGGUCUUUACCAGUUGACCAGAGAUUGGGAUCCUACUCUGUAUCAUCACCAGUCUAUGGCCCACGCUGCUCUUGGUCAGGCUUUCGACAUGCCUGUUAUCCUGACUACCUCCGCUGAUCAGGGCCCCAACGGCCCUCUCAUGCGAGAGAUCCGCGAAAUGUACCCCAAGGCCCCUCUCGUCCAGCGCCAAGGCCAAGUCAACGCCUGGGACAGCGAAGAGUUCCGCGACGCCGUCAAGGCCACCAACAAGUCCCAGGUCAUCCUCGCCGGUAUCACCACCGACGUCUGCACCACUUUCCUCGCUCUCUCUCUCCGUGACGCUGGCUACUCCGUCUGGGCCAACAUGGAAGCAUCCGGCACUACCACCCCUCUCAUCCGCGACAUUUCCAACGACCGCAUGCGCGAUGCUGGUGUUCAGGUUGUUAGCUUGUUCUCUAUUGUCUGCGAGCUUAUGCGCGACUGGAGGAACAAGCCCGGUGCCAAGGAGAUCUACCCUUGGCUUGGACAGUACUACCCUGCUGCUGGUUACAUGGCUCGUGCCCAUGCUGCGGCUAUUACUAACGGAACUAUCCAGCCUGGUGAGGAUGGAUACACUCACUACCCUUAG